Molecule: messenger RNA, 240 nt
Organism: Lottia gigantea (owl limpet)
Lineage: Eukaryota; Metazoa; Mollusca; Gastropoda; Lottiidae
Exons: 2
Coding region: 1-240 (79 amino acids)
Biological process (GO): mRNA transport; mRNA 3'-end processing by stem-loop binding and cleavage
Cellular component (GO): cytoplasm; histone pre-mRNA 3'end processing complex
Molecular function (GO): mRNA binding; histone pre-mRNA stem-loop binding
Source: RefSeq, a predicted model, not a curated record
AUGGAAGAAGAUUCUACAGUAUUAAUGCGAAGACAGAAAACUGUUGACUAUGGUAAAAACACACCAGAAUAUGAACAUUAUUUACAUGAAAUUAAAAGAAAGACUUCUGACCCAAGAACACCUAAUAAAUAUAUUAAAACUAGCCGAAGAUCAUGGGACAUGCAGAUUAGACUGUGGAGAAAAGCUUUACACAAAUUUGAUCCUCCUUCAAGGUUUGUACAAAUAUAUUUCAGAUUUUAG